Molecule: messenger RNA, 7011 nt
Organism: Zootoca vivipara (common lizard)
Lineage: Eukaryota; Metazoa; Chordata; Lepidosauria; Squamata; Lacertidae
Gene: RILPL1
Product: Rab interacting lysosomal protein like 1
Biological process (GO): cilium assembly
Cellular component (GO): cytoplasm; ciliary basal body
Molecular function (GO): dynein light intermediate chain binding; small GTPase binding; protein dimerization activity
Source: RefSeq, a predicted model, not a curated record
GUGAGCGGAGGGAGGAGGAGGAGGAGGGGUCUGGGGUUCGGAGGGGAGAAGGCGACCGAGAUUUGCUUCUCGCCCUCUCCGUCUUCUUCCCAGGAUGCCCACCGGACCGCCGGAAGGGCCGGCGUCGAGGUCGGGCCGGGGGUGGCCAGCGCGGAGCUGCUGCACUAGCUAAGUUUUGCGGCGGAGCGAAGCAAGAGCCAAGCCGCGGCGCGCCAGAGAAGUUUGCAAGUUGCGCAGCCCGCGGGCUCGGCUCCCUGGUCCCCCCGCUGCCCCGGUACCGCUUGGGAAGGCCGCUUUCGUGCCCCGAGAGACUGGCUGGCUGCCGCGGCCUCGGAGGGAGCCUUGGCCGGGCUCCUCGGAGGGAUCGGGAAAGCGGGCAGCAGCCGGCGCAGCCAUGGACGGCGUCUCCGGCCUGGGCUCGCCGGCCCUGGAGAAGAACGUGGCCGAGCUGACCGUGAUGGACGUGUACGACAUCGCGUCGGCGGUGGGCCAGGAGUUCGAGCGGCUCAUCGACCAGCACGGCUGCGAGGCCAUCGGGCGCCUCAUGCCCAAAGUGGUGCGCGUGCUGGAGAUCCUGGAGCUGCUGGUCAGCCGCAACAACAUCAACCCGGAGACGGAGGAGCUGCGCCUGGAGCUCGACCGCCUCCGCCUGGAGAGGGUGGAUCGCAUCGAGAAGGAGAGGAAGCACCAGAAGGAGCUAGAGCUGGUGGAAGACGUCUGGAGGGGGGAAGCUCAAGAUCUCCUCACCCAAAUCGCCCAGCUUCAGGAAGAGAAUAAACAGCUGAUGACCAACCUCUCCCACAAGGAUGUCAACUUCUCGGAAGAAGAGUUCCAGAAGCAUGAAGGCAAGUGGGGAAUGUCUGAAAGGGAAAGGCAAGUGAUGAAAAAACUGAAGGAAGUAGUAGAUAAACAAAGGGAUGAAAUCAGAGCAAAGGACCGUGAACUUGGUCUUAAAAAUGAGGAUGUAGAAGCCCUUCAGCAACAGCAAAACAGGUUAAUGAAAAUCAAUCACGACCUUCGCCACAGAAUCACGGUUGUGGAGGCUCAGGGAAAAGCUCUGAUUGAGCAGAAAGUAGAGUUGGAGGCCUACCUCCAGACCAAGGAGCAAGAGAUGGGAGCACUGAGGGCUGAACUUGGAAAGCUCCGAGAAAAACUGCAGGGAGAGCCGAGUCAAAAUGGAGAAGAAGUCCAGGCCGAAGAACCAAACAACGAUGAAUACAUCUCUGAAUCUGAGAAGAUAGCCAUGGAUUUGAAGGAUCCCAACCGUCCGAGGUUUACAUUGCAAGAGCUGCGGGAUGUUUUGCAUGAGAGAAAUGAACUGAAAUCUAAAGUUUUUCUGCUGCAAGAGGAGCUUCUCUAUUAUAAGAGUGAUGAGGCUGAUGAAGAAAUGAGGUCUCCCCAACCCACAACCAUUAUUCAUUCAAAACCAUCCACUCAGCAGGAAUCUGGAAUCAAACGACUGUUUAGUUUCUUUUCCCGGGAUAAGAAACGGAUGCCAGCGAUGCAGAGAAAUGCCUCCUUCCAGAGUUCCUUUGGCGAGUGGGCCAACUCUAACAAAGACGAUGCAUACACCGAACAAGGCCUGGAGGCCCUACAGCACCUGUGACUGGAGCCCAGGGAUUUCGGUUGCUAUGGUAACAGCACAAGAAAAUAUGAAGGAACUUGUCUAGUGGAUUGUGGCCCCUGGAUAUGGCUCUCCUUCCCGUUCCCAACCCCUUCCCCAGUUGGAAUGAGGGGUUUCUUUUUCCACACAGAAUCCCUUGAUGUUUACUUGGCGACUGUACUCCGAAAGCAAGAUCCUAGGGCCUCUGUGGAAGCAAUGGCUUUGCAUACUCUACUGUAGCCACCCUGCAGGGUUGUUGCUGUGUGAAUUUAACAAGACUGUGGGUUGUUUUUGAAAGCUUGCAUUCACUUCACUUAACGAAAACUCACUUUAAACCAAAAAAAGAGAUCUAUGUUGUUGCUGAAGAGUUGCAUUCAAGGUCCCGCUAACGCCUGAAGACUCCCCUUGCCCAGUUUAUUGGGGAUGGGAACUUCGUCGUGGUCAUUCAGCCGUCAUCUUCCUCUAAUGAUUGUUCUAGAGAAGAGGCGUCUAGUCGUAGCUGUCAUGCUCAAAUGCAGGUCCUCUUUGCAGCAGAAGCAGCAACUUCCUUUUGCAGGAAUGAAUCCAUGGUGGGAAAUGACUAAUGCAACAUACUGGAAUUGGAUCGCCUUCCAAAUGGAUCAGGACUAUGUAUUAUUAUUUUUGGUUUGUUAUUUAUAGUGCCUAAAGCAUGGUGUACAAGGUGAUGGUGCCUUGCAUUUUUGCUAUGAACUUUCUGGUGUAUUAAUGGAAACUAAACAUCUGAAAUUUAUGCUAACCCUUUUAAAAAUUCCUCCUUGUAUCCUAACCUCUUCCCCCUCUGUCAUUGUGAGGGCAGUCUCUUCUACAGAAAACACAGGUGUUGGCUCUUCAAUAGCUUUGGGAACAAAAAUCAGUUUUGAAACAAAUUUUGCCUAUAUGGAGCCCGCUGCACACUAAAUGUUUAAAGUAGUGUCCCCCUCAAGAAUCCUGGGAACUAAUUGGCUACAGGUGCUGAGAGUUGCUAGGAGACCCCUGACCCCUCCACAGAGCUAUAAUUUUCAGACUUCCUGGGAAGAAGGAUUUAUUGCUAAACCAUUCUGGGAAUUGUAGCUCCAUGAGAGGAAUAGACAUCUCAUAACGACUCUCUUGUAACAACUCGCAGCACCCUAGAGUUCUUAUGGAGAAGCCAUGACUGUUUAAAGGGGUAUGAUAUGGCUUUAAAUGUGCCCCUUGAGUGAUCAGCGCUGGGGAUCCUGCUCACAGUAGGGCUAUGCCUGAGGUGGCUUUGCUACACGGUUCAUGAUCUAUCGAUGUGACGACACGGCCAUCAAACUGCCACACUGCUUGUGUCUGAGUUUUUUCACCUAUGUGGGUAAUGAACAUGCUUGCCUUCCUCCAAGGCUUUUUGUGCCAUUUGGCAAGGUCAGGAAAUAUAUUUUCAAAGUUGAUGUAAGGAGUCUCCAUGCUUAAAAAAACUGUGUGAUGGAGUCUGCUCAUAACCUCUGGGGUUCCAUGGUUGAUGUGGCCAAUGGCUGUGCCCCCAACCCUGUCGACCACCCAUUUGGCAUUACAGUGAGAACAAAUGAAACUGGCAACAAAAUGUUGCAGUAUCCCCCCCCCCCAGCAGGCGUGUUCCUCCAAGAAGGUCCCUCCUCAUCCUACCAUUUUCCUUAUUAUUUUUCCAACUGGCAUUCAACAUUCCAAGGCUAGUAAGCAUGCUCCAUCUUCACUGGGCUUUAUUUAAUAGGCAGGCAGGAGUUACCCCCUUAAGCUUUUCAAAAAAAGAGAGGGAGGGUGUUUUCUCGUACUUUUGCAAACCUCUGGGUUUCCCAGAGUGUAUUGUUACUUCCCUCUUGUUUCUCAGCAAUCUCAUUUUGGCUCUGUUCAUGCUGUCGCUCAUCACCUGUGUUUGUUAUGAAAUGGAAUGAUGUUGUGUGUGUAGGGCUCCCCCCCCCACCCCAAACUCAGUGGGAACUUGAUUGGUCAUUGUUCAGUGUCGGUCAAUUGUUCCAUUUUGGUGUAGUAGCUAACUGCCAGCUUUCUGCUUCCCCCUCACAUAUCCAUUGGAGAUAAUGCAGGGGUUUGUGCAAACCACACAGUAUAUUAGCUAAGACUUUGAGCUGGAUGGUCCCCUGUUCAGACCUCGCCUUUACAAUGAACCUACUUAGUGGCCUUAUGCAAGCUGCUAGUCCCUCAGCCUCACAUCUACAAUACAGGGAUAAAAAAUUCUGGACAACAAAUCCAUUGUGGACUGUUGUAAAGGUUAUCAAAAUUUAUCAAGCAUUUUUGUGAGUUAAACAUAAAUGCUAUACUGUAUAGAUAACAAUUACAUUUAUGGUUCUCAGCAGUGGGCUAUUAGCAUAUGUAGAAUACUAAUAGCAUAGUGAAUCUUCUCUAAAUAGCAGGGCCAGUGUAUAAAAUGCUUUUUAAAAAAAACAAACUUGCCAUUCUAGAACAUGGAAACAAACUAGCAUAGGGUUGUACCUGGGGUUGAUCAUAUGCAGAGUAGACCACUGAAAAUAAUGAAGUGACUAACUUAGGUCCAUGAAUGUCAAUGGGCCUUCCCUCAGCAGAACUUAGCCGGAUGCAACCCUGAAGUUCCACUGACCUUUGAGCUAAAAACCACUUUAACUCUGAUAAUUCCUGUCUUAAUUUGGUUGCAGAAAGAGCAAGCCAAGAUUUCUUUCUGGUGGCCUCUGAUGAUCAUAGUACUCUAUUUAUAUAUAAAGGGAUGCUGGUAGUAUUGGUAAGACUCCUUUGCCACUGUUUUUAAGUGGUGUGGGCACUCCCAAGUAUCUCUUGAGCUGCCACUGUCAAUAACAGCCCUGCAAUUAAGCCGUAAGGGUUUUUACUUACAAUGUUUUUCCAACUGGAAGAGUUCUUAUCUCAUGUGAAAGACCCUCUUCUUGGAACAGGGCCUGGUGUUGCCUGGACCCACCUGAUCCUUAAAGAAGCCAUGACUUGUCAAUAUGUGGACAAAACAAAUCUUUUCCUGUUGGAAUAAACCUGUUUAAAGCAAGUGAUCGUAAACUUGAGGGACACUUGUUCCAGUAAUUUCAGCACACAGGACAGCCUGUGCUGACCUAGUGCCCUGCAGAUUCUGUUGGACUACAGAUUCCAUCAGCCUCCAGCCUGCAGGUGGGAGUUGCAGUUGAACAACAUCUGCACCAGGUCAGUGAAGGCUGAAUUAAGGCAAUAACUUCAUUAAACCAACCAAAAUGGGUGGUAUUCAACUGAAUUAAACUCAAGAGUGGGGCCAUUUAAAUUAGUUGUGUGCUUUAUUUUCAGUGGGUCCAUUCUCAGCUGUGUCAAAAAACAUCAUGCAAAGCUUUUGAAGCCUCCAGUUGCAUCUAGGGAACUCAGAAGCUUCUGAGCACAGUGUUUUGUCCACAUUUUGGUUGGUAUAAUAUAUGUAUUGCUUUGUUCUAAUGUAUAUUAUGGAAUUACAGUGGUACCGUGGUUUACAACCAUAAUCCGUUCCGGAGGUCUGUUUGUAAACCAAAACAGGUUCUCAUCAGUCCCUUCUCUAGCAUGGCCAGUGACCAGGGAUAAUGGAAGUUGUAGACGGACAGUCUCAGGAGAGCCACAGGAUCCCCAGGCCUGUUUUAUCAGAACCAGUGAAAAUGUCAUGUUAUGAGCCUGCUUUUGAGUUCCAGAGUUUAGCUAUAUGCUAAACAAAGCAGGGCAGAGGGAGAUAAAAUACUACACAGUGCUAAAGCCUGAAAGCAACCCUGUAUUAUUUACCAACUUGCUUUGUAGCCAUAUGACACAAGACAUUGUGAGCAAGUUAGUGGGCUGGAGGAGGACAAGGGAUGGGCCAUGGUCCCUCCACCACUAGCCCAUUGGGUUUCUAUGGGAGCCAUAACAGAGUAAAAGCUGCUUUCAUGGGAAGCCAGAAACGAAAGUGGAGAUGGAUCAUUCGACCCCCCACCCCUGUGUAUUUCAAAAGAGCUUGCUAAGAUGCUAGCCUGUGUUUCCAAGCUUGAUACAGGACUGGUCAACAGAACAUAUUAACCCUUUAGGAAACCUAAAAAAUUAUGUGCUGGUUAGUACGUUUUGUGAGUUUAUUUAUUUACAGGGCUGCCCUACAAGCCUGCAGUUUUCAACAGUUGUGUGUACAAUUCCUCCCAGGUGCCACAAGCUGUGGAUUUCAGGACUUUAACAUCAUGCCAGUCAGUAGAGCAUUGACUCUUAAUCUCAGGGUUGUGGGUCCAAGACCCAUGUUGGGCAAAAGAUUCCUGCAUUGCACGGGAUUGGACUAUAAUUAUAUGACCUUUGUGGUCCCUUCAAACUCUUACAAUUCUUUGAUAUUUCUUCCCUCCCCAUUUCUUCUUAAAUUAGAAGUAUUUUGGAAAACUGGAAAGCAUUUUUUGUUGCUCCUAAUACAGAUUAGGUUUUGGAUUGUAUUUAAAAGCUCUUGGCAUGUAGCUCUUUUUUAAAACUCUAUUUGCUAUUUCUUGUUCUCUGACUGCUUGUGAAGAAGUGGAGAGAGCUGCCCCAAAUAUGCAGCUCAUCCAUUUUCCAUGGCUCUGUGAACAGAGGCACUCCCGUGUAUCCCAAGAACUCGACCUGUACAGCAACAUCAGCAGCUGCCUUCUGUCUGUGAGGUCAUCCUUGGAACGGCUUGUCUAUUAGGGCAAAUGGGGAUUGCCCCACCAGUCUCAGUCUGCCCUCAGCCGUUGCCAGCUGCCUGCCUUCUUAAAACCAGUCCAGGGAGAUGGCGCUUAGCAGGGAGAAUGGGGACAAAACUAUGGUUAGUUCCACUCUUUCAUUGGCUCCGGCUCCACCUCCUGUUGGCCUCCUGCUUCACAGCCUACCUGUCCUAAUGGACACCAGCCACUUGGGACUAUAGUAUGAAUGCAAUAGUGGAAAUCCUUGUUAAUAUUUUACAUGCUUUUAAGUGUUGCUGAAAUUGAGUUUUCCCGUAGUUCUAUAAUUUUAAAAGGGGGGUUGUUUUGCAACAACCUGAAUAAGCACUGCAAAGAUGCUUGUUUUGCAUAAUUUAUUACACUACAGGAGGGCUUAGGAAACACUUUCAACCCAAAGGCUGGAUUCAAACCCAACCAUGCUUCCAAGGGCCCAUUUCAAAGGUGUGGAGGGCAAAUAAAAAAACCCAGAAGAACCACCACCAAAACAAAUCACAAGUCUCCAUGCCAUAUAAAUCCCAUAUCACAGGGGUUGCCAAUGUGUUUUCAGUUCCCAGCAAGGCGCUAACAUCUCCCCAACUGUCAGACUUGAGCAUUCCCUUAAUGCAAUUGUCUGGUAAGGCUUAGCACACAAAUGUGCGAUAUGCAAAAGGAGUGAAUGUGUAUCUUUAAUAAAGAUUCAGAGUACUGUAAGGUAAAAAAAGGCAAUAAACAGCAUGUUUGGAGGGAAUGGGUGGGUAUAGGGCUAUGUUAACACUAGAUCUUUUUAAUAUUCUAAAUAAACUAUUUCUGGAUUAACAA